AAUUGGACAUGCGAUGGGGGCGUGUAUGUGUGUGUGUUUGUUUUCAAAAUAAUUCAAAUAUUAUGAAUAAACGUGACAAAUAUGUUUAGGCAAUAUUUAGGAACACUAACGUUUAUGUUAUUAGUAAUUUACGCGAUAGUUAUCGGAAAAAGGGAUAUUUUGACUGAUUUAAUUGAAGAAAGUGCGCAAGUUGAUGAGUGGCUCGAGCAAAGUGAUUUAGGGGAAUAUAAGAAAUUGUUUAGAGAUUAUGGUAUUUCCACGCUAUCAGGCUGUGCGUCGCCAGAGCAUCUGGACAGGCUGCCUGAGCUGCCGGCGGCGGAGGAGAAGCGCCUGCGCAGAGCUGCACAGGUGCUGCAGCAGAAGUUGGUGCUGCGCCAGUGGCUGGCGACUAGGUCCCUCCAGCAUGUGUAUACGAAGCUACUUAGUCUGGAUGUAUCCUCCUUAGAGGAUGUGUACUGGCUGGAGGACUCCAUAGCUCGGCAUGUUAUCGACGCCAAGGACUUCAAUGCGUGGUCUUUGGCGCGGCAGAGCCUGCCCACUGGGAAGGAAGAGUUGCAAGCAUUAAAGAACGAACUGUGGAACACUGUGGUGAAAAACAGUAAGCACCAAGACGCUUGGACGUGGGGAGGGAUGUUAAUAGUGUCGGUAUCGGUAUGUGGGCUGGUGACGCUGGCUGCGAUGACGCAACCGUCGCUGGCCCCGGAGGCAAAGCACUCGCUGCUGCAGUACGUGACGGGGAAAUAUCUGCAUCCUCCCAGUUGUAAGGUGGAAUGGGGUUGGGAAGAGCCGCAGCCAGUGGGCGAGACCAUGUGCUUCACCGUGCACUGCUACCAGCGCAACGGACACCCCUACCCCAUCUGCGACACCGAUGACUUAACCGUCCACAUCUCGCACGGAACUAGAAAGGUUACAGCAGUCGUAGAGUUGGGUUCAGGACAGCCGGCCUUAGCGCAUACCGCAAGAGUGAAGUUCACGGUUCGAACCGCCGGAGUUUACGUUAUAUCUGUUAUGAUUGGCGGCGCGUCGGCGGCGGGCGGCCCGUUCCGCAAGUGGUUCGUGGCGGGCGGCGUGGCGGCGCGCCGCUCGCGCGUCAACCGCGCGCCCGCCGCGCUCGUGUGCGCCGCCGGCCGCCCGCGCGCGCUGCACGUGCACCCGCGCGACCACUACGACAACCCCGCCACGCUCGCCAACAACGACGCGGAGGGGUUCUCGAUAGAAAUAAAGCCCAUCGGUGGGGAAUCAGAUGAGUCAAUAUCAACAGCUGCACAGUUCGAGUACGACAGCGUGAAUCAGCGCGUCAGCGUGACGUUGUGCUUUCCUCGCGCUGGCGUGUUCCGAGCUGCUAUAUAUUACGAGGGCGUACUGUUGCAUAAUGGACAAUUUGACUGUAUUGUGCUUACUCCAAGCGACGCGGCCACAGUGCAGCGGCAGCUGUCGUCGAAGCGCGCGACCGUGUCGUACGAGGCGAAACUGUUGUCGCCAGGCAAGCAGCGCCGCGUGCUGUGCUGCCUCAGCCCUAAGCAGCUCAUCAUCAAGGACUACAUACUGAAGAUCAUACCCAAGAGGAUCACGUCGUUUAGAGUGUGCCCGUCUACUAAGCUGAUCGUGGAGGGGCAGCGCAGCGCCGAGCUGGUGCUGGAGGACGGCGCGCAGGCGGCGCUGCGGCUGCAGUGCGCGCGCCGCGACCUGCUCGCCGCCACCUUCACGCAGCUGCUCAUCGCCAACUGCGGCGGCGAGGACAGCUUCAAGAACAAGCAGGAGUUCUUCUACAGCGAGCUGCGCGGGCGGCACGCGCGGCAGCCGCACGACAAGCUGGCGCUGCGCGUGCGCCGCGCCGACCUGCUGCGCUCCAGCCUCAAGGCCACCAAGCACUUCACGCUCGCCGACUGGUGCAAGAACUUCGACGUCGCCUUCCACGGCGAGCAGGGCGUGGACUGGGGCGGCGUGCGGCGCGAGUGGUUCUCGCAGGUGUGCGGCGCGCUGUUCGACGCGCGCGCCGGCCUCUUCGUGUCCUACACCGACUCGCCCGCCGGCCUCGUGCACCCCAACCCCGACCGCCCGCCGCACCUCAAGCUGAAGCACUUCGAGUUCGCGGGCAAGGUGGUGGGCAAGUGCCUGUACGAGAGCGCGCUGGGCGGCUCGUACCGCCAGCUCGUGCGCGCGCGCCUCGCCCGCUCCUUCCUCGCGCACAUCAUCGGCCUGCGCGUGCACUACAAGUACUUCGAGCAAGACGAUCCAGAGCUAUAUCUGUCCAAGAUCAAGUACAUCCUGGAAACUGACCUGGAUGCGGCAGAAGCGGCUCCCGAGAUAUAUUUCUCUGAUGAUGUUUACGAUUCCACGGGAAAGCUAAAGGAGACCAAGGAACUGGUGCCCAAUGGUGCAUCUAUACGGGUGUCAAACAGCACGAAGAUGCAGUACCUGGACGCGCUGGCGCAGUGGCGGCUGGCGGGCCGCUGGCGCGCCGAGAGCGACGCCUUCCUGCGUGGCCUCACCCUGCUCGUGCCCGACAACUUGCUCGCCAUCUUUGAUGAGAACGAGCUCGAGCUGCUGAUGUGCGGCACGGGCGAGGUGUGCGUGGCGGACUGGCGCGCGCACGCGCUGGUGGCGGGCGCGGGCCGGGACUUCGAGCGGCGCCUCGCGUGGCUGUGGGCCGCGCUCAACAACUUCACCAACGAGGAGCGCGCCCGCCUGCUGCAGUUCACCACGGGCUGCUCGCAGCUGCCGCCCAACGGCUUCCAGGACCUGAACCCGCGGUUCCAGAUAACGGCGGCGCCCACGUUCGGCGCGCUGCCCACGGCGCACACGUGCUUCAACCAGCUGUGCCUGCCCGACUACGACUCGUACGAGCAGCUCGUGCGCGCGCUGCUGUGGGCCAUCAACGAGGGCGGCGAGGGGUUCGGCAUGAUCUGAACCAUUCAUUGUACCAAUAUAUUACAUGCCCCGUCAUCGAUUUGAGAAUCGAAGAUCAGAGGUUUCCUGGGUUACUGGGUCUAUUAGAGGAACGCUGUUGUCGUCAUUCAGGAAUGUUACAUAUAACGUUACCUAGGAAGCUUUGCAUUUUAUAACAACCAAGCUACAUUGAUUUUGGUAAAAAAAAUUACAUUUCAACACUGUACCUUAUAAUAUUAUAUAAUCAUAUGAUCUGUUUAAAAAAGAAAUAUCGAAGAUCCUAAUAUUGUACCUUGUGGUACUCCAAUAUAUAAUUUAUGGAUGACGUUGUGAUAUAACUUAAAAGACGUGCAUUUAUUUUUAAAGCAUUUGUUGUUUGUUUUUGGUUUUUUUUCCGUCGUUCUUUAGUUAUAGCUUUAGCUGAUAAAUAAAUAGAGCAUUACCUAAAAAUACUAGAUAUAGCUUGAUAGAACUGGCAGCAACUGUAACCAAAGCGUAUAAAUCUAGUCAUAAUUUAUUGAAUGAACUAUUUCAUUUGAAAUACAUCAGAGACUGUAACCGUGAGAUGGCUGCGGCUUUAUUAGAGCUCUAAAACCAACUUGUCUGUAAGUCAAUGUCUCAUCAAAAU
Zerene cesonia (dogface butterfly) is the source of this 3517-nucleotide messenger RNA. Its product is annotated as apoptosis-resistant E3 ubiquitin protein ligase 1. The record is from RefSeq and is a predicted model, not a curated record. Gene Ontology annotation, molecular function: protein binding; ubiquitin-protein transferase activity. Gene Ontology annotation, biological process: protein polyubiquitination; positive regulation of protein catabolic process; proteasome-mediated ubiquitin-dependent protein catabolic process. NCBI's taxonomy places the organism in Eukaryota, Metazoa, Arthropoda, Insecta, Lepidoptera, Pieridae. The transcript has 17 exons. Bases 82 to 2910 code for a protein of 942 amino acids.